This is a messenger RNA of Populus trichocarpa (black cottonwood), 2004 nucleotides long. RefSeq lists its product as uncharacterized. Gene Ontology annotation, cellular component: membrane; Golgi apparatus. The record is from RefSeq and is a predicted model, not a curated record. Bases 200 to 1738 code for a protein of 512 amino acids. The transcript is spliced from 5 exons. Lineage: Eukaryota; Viridiplantae; Streptophyta; Magnoliopsida; Malpighiales; Salicaceae. Gene Ontology annotation, biological process: transport.
AUAGUAUCACUUCCCCAAACCCAAAAUUUAAUACUCAAAUCUAGCAGCUGAUCCAUCACUGUUAAAUUCCACACUUCAUUUUUACUGCUUUGACACGUUGUGUCUCUUGUUUUAGCUACUCAGCAGCAAGAUCUCAACUUGCAGAUCCAGAAAGACCAAGACACGCACGCAAACCCAUUUUCUAUCUUUCUCUGUAAGGAUGUUUAGGGUCUAUGAAUCUAUAUUGUUUUGUGUGUGGUUGUUUACGAGCUUGAUAGUUGAAGGUUCAGUUCACGAGUAUAAAGGGGAGAGGUUUGUGGGCAAAGGGAAUGCCUUCGUGGUUCACGGCGGCAGUGAAGGGAUUUACUCUUCUGCCUCUGAAAAUGUCAAUGAGAAGAGUGUCCUUCCUGCUAAUGGGGACUCUUAUAUACGAUUUGAAAAGAUUACAUUCCAGAGAACCCAGGAAUUUUCCAACUUUAGUUCGGGGUUGGUACAAGCUAUUGUUUUUGAGGUAGAAGAUAGAGAGUCAAUUGGGGGUUCUGCCUAUGGUGGUCAAAGAGCUGUCUGCUGCACAGCUGAUCUUGCAAAGUUGGGUGUGUGUUCAGAAGGAGAAAUCAUUCAUCGCCCAUCAACUAAAAAUCCUGGCUGGCCUCAGGUCUUUGGUGUUGCAUUCUAUGCAGACGAGCUAGUUGCAACAUUGCCAUCAAAAUCAAUACAGAUUUCCAGAACUGGGAUGUAUAAUUUGUAUUUCAUGCAUUGUGAUCCUAAUCUUAAAGAGGUAGUUGUAGAGGGGAAUACUAUAUGGAAAAAUCCCAGUGGUUAUUUACCUGGUAGAAUGGCACCACUCAUGAAAUUUUACGGGUUCAUGUCCCUUGCUUUUGUUAUACUUGGAUUAUUCUGGUUCUCUCAGUAUGCAAGAUUCUGGAAAGAAGUUUUUCCAUUGCAAAACUGCAUAACAUUGGUGAUAACACUAGGCAUGUUCGAGAUGGCUUUCUGGUAUUUUGACUAUGCUGAAUUCAAUGAGACUGGAAUUAGGCCAACUGGUAUCACUGUAUGGGCAGUUACUUUUGGUACUAUUAAACGUUCAGUUGCACGCCUUGUCAUCUUGAUGGUUUCAAUGGGCUAUGGUGUUGUGAGACCUACCUUAGGUGGUCUUACAUCGAAGGUGCUAUUGGUUGGAGUGACCUUUUUUGUGGCAUCUGAAGUGCUUGAAUUAGUAGAAAAUGUUGGUGCUGUUAGUGACCUUUCUGGCAAGGCCAAACUUUUUUUGGUUCUUCCCGUGGCUUUCUUGGAUGCUUUCAUCAUUAUUUGGAUAUUUAAGUCACUUUCUGCCACUUUAAGUAAGCUUCAGGCUAGGAGGAUGAUGGUCAAGCUGGAUAUAUACCGGAAAUUCACUAAUGCUCUGGUAGUAGCUGUUAUUGUGUCAGUGGGUUGGAUAUGCUAUGAGUUGUAUUUCAAGUCAAAAGAUGUUUACAAUGAGCAGUGGCAGAAUGCAUGGGUCAUCCCAGCUUUCUGGCAACUCCUUUCCUUUUCUCUUCUAUGCAUCAUCUGUGCUCUUUGGGCUCCCUCCCAGAACUCAAUGCGAUACGCUUACUCAGAUGAUGCAAGCGAUGAGUUUGACAGGGAUGAUGGCACUUUAACACUCAUUAAACCAUCCACAAUACCUUCUAAGGAUGUUAGAAGUUCGCCAGAACCCAUACCAGUGCACACCAGCAAUGGAGCAUCUAAUGGUGAUUUGGAAGAAGAUAAGACAGAAUAAUCCAAGUCUCAAUUCUUAUGUUCUAAGGUUGGUGUUAUCAUCUGUUAUUGUUGCAAUGACCACCCUAAAUCUGCAUCGAGAAUUACUGCAGGAGCAAACUUAUACAGAGAAAAAGUCCACUUUGGGAUUGCAAUAGGAUGACCUUUUCUUUCUUCAAUUCUUGUUUAUCAUUCUUGUUCGUGGUAUUUCUGAGUACUUUUUUAGAUAAAUUUUCUGUGUACUUGUUACAGUAAUCAUUGAAUGUGCAUUAUUAGUUAGUUUUUUUA